Molecule: messenger RNA, 1389 nt
Organism: Pistacia vera
Lineage: Eukaryota; Viridiplantae; Streptophyta; Magnoliopsida; Sapindales; Anacardiaceae
Product: transcription termination factor MTERF6, chloroplastic/mitochondrial
Exons: 3
Coding region: 107-1096 (329 amino acids)
Biological process (GO): regulation of DNA-templated transcription
Molecular function (GO): double-stranded DNA binding
Source: RefSeq, a predicted model, not a curated record
UACAUACACUUCGCUGCUCGGUUCUGACUACACAAAAGAAUGAGAGGCAGCUGCUAAGUUCAACAUUCAAUGCCCAACUAGAAACCCUUUUAGUACUUCAGGAGAUAUGGAGAUCAGCACCAGUCAAAAUGGUAGUAGCAUCAUGUGGUUCUUCAGGGAUAGGGGUUUUGAUGAUAAAACCAUCAAUGAUAUGUUCAAAAGGUGCAAGCGUCUGCAGGGUGUUGAAAGAGAAAGAGCCUCUGAGAACUGGGCUUACUUGAAAAGCAUUGGUAUUCUAGAGAGAAAGCUCCCUCACGUUGUUUCUAAGUGCCCCAAAAUCCUUACUCUGGGUCUCAAUGAGAAGCUUGUACCCAUGGUUGAGUGCCUCACUACGCUAGGAACAAAACCCCGUGAAGUUGCUUCUGCCAUAACCAAAUUCCCUCAUAUACUCUCCCAUAGUGUCGAAGAGAAGCUCUGUCCACUUUUAGCUUUCUUUCAGGCUCUGGGAGUCCCUGAAAAGCAACUUGGAAGAAUGAUACUGCUCAAUCCGAGGCUCAUCAGCUACAGCAUUGAAUCUAAGCUCAAAGAAAAUGUGGACUUUCUAGCUAGUCUUGGCCUUGCCAAAGAUGGAAUGAUUGGUAAAGUCCUCGUGAAACAUCCAUUUAUGAUGGGUUAUAGCGUUGAUAAUAGGCUUCGACCUACUUCAGAGUUUUUGAAAUCGGUAGGACUGAAGGAGCUAGAUCUUCAAAUGGUAGCAGUGAAAUUCCCUGAAGUUUUGUGCAGAGAUGUGAACAAGAUUUUGAGACCCAAUUUUAAUUAUUUAAAGAGAUGUGGGUUUGAAGAUGGACAGAUAGCGGCUUUGGUGACUGCUUAUCCCCCCAUUCUUAUCAAGAGCAUCAAGAAUUCUUUAGAACCCAGGAUCAAGUUUUUGGUGGAGGUUAUGGGACGGCAAAUUGAUGAAGUUGCUGAUUGUCCUGACUUCUUUAGGCAUGGCUUGAAGAAGAGUCUUGAGCUGCGACACAAGCUUUUGAAACAAAAGAAUGUAGAUUGUAGCUUGAGUGAAAUGCUGAACUGUAAUGCAAAGAAGUUCCAAAUAAAGUUUGGUUUAAUUGCUUAAGUUGCUUUACGCGUGUCCAGUGGUUCCCAAUAUCCACGAUUUUGCAUACAAUAUCUCAGCUUCCAAAAUGAAGAUCUUUAUUUGCGCAUGGCCAAAAAAUUUUCUUAAGUUGACUAGGUGUACUUGGUACUUGCUAUAACAGUAAGACAUUUUGAACUUCACUGCUAUUUACUAGACCAAACCGUGUCCUUGUAUAGUUCCAAUUCAUUGAAUGUUUUACUUGGUGGAAAUCUUUUGCUUAAAGAAGUUAAAUGUUUGUAGCUUCCUUGUGACCAUUUCUUAGUUGUCUAGGA